UUCGAACCAAACGACUGUAGUCAUAGGCCGCGCCUCAACCCGAGUGGAGAAGAAGAUCUUCACCAAACCUAAAAUAGAAGGAGUAAGGUGCCGACUCGAAGUGGACACCGGGUCAGCGAUCACCAUCAUGUCGUGGGACACUUUGGCGAAGUCACUGCCAGCAGUCGCGAAGCGCCACCUGCAAACUCAACGGCUACGGGUCCAUGACUACCAGGGAAAUCGAAUCCCUGUUCGAGGGACCACCUCUGUCCGCGUCGAAUACGGACCUCACAAGAAGACCCUGCCCAUCACGAUCGUCGAGGGGACUCUGCCUAGUUUGUUGGGACUAGACUGGUUUCGUGCACUGGGCAUGGGAGUGACUGGCAUCUACAGAAGUGACUGUAACCUGAAAGACAUUCUCUUGAACGAGUUCGAAGAUGUCUUCAAGGACUGCCUGGGCAAGUACAAGGGGACCCCUAUUUCCUUCAACUUAGACCCCCAGGUAGCUCCCAUUAGGCUAAAGGCGAGGAGAGUCCCUUUUGCCCUUAAGCCAAAAAUUGACAAGGAGCUAGAUAAGCUCAUAAAUCAGGGAAUUUUGGUACCAGUCGAUCACGCAAAGUGGGAGACGCCAAUCGUCACCCCAAUAAAACCAGAUGGGUCAAUUAGAAUUUGCGCUGACUACAAGGCGACGCUAAACAAAGCCUUACAGAAAAGCGCUUACCCGGUUCCCGUGGUGCAACACUUGCUGCACUCUUUGGGGCGAGGGCAGGUCUUUGCAAAGUUAGACUUGGCCCAAGCCUACCAACAACUGCCCGUAGACGACAACACAGCCGAAGCCCAAACGAUUGUAACUCACAGGGGUGCAUUCAAGUGUACCCGAUUACAAUUUGGGGUGAGUGUGGCACCGGGGCUGUUCCAAAACUUAAUGGAACGACUCCUGCAAGGGCUCCCAGGGGUAGUUCCCUACUUCGAUGAUGUCUUGAUUUCAGCGGAAAACGUAGAGGAAUUGGGGGAGCGUUUGAGAAAGGUUCUGGGCAUUUUCCGGACAGCCGGAUUAAAGGUUAAAGUAAACAAAUGCCAGAUAGGGGUCGAAUCCGUAGAAUUCUUGGGCUACCGGAUAGACAAGAAAGGAAUCCACCCCACUGAGAGCAAGGUCAAGGCAAUCAGAAAGGCUCCAGCGCCCAAAAACAAAGCAGAGCUACAGGCAUUCCUUGGGCUAGUGAAUUUUUACGCGGUUUUUUUAAAAAACAAAGCGACCGUCGCUGAACCGCUGCAUAAGCUUUUAGGGAAAAAUACUGUUUGGUCUUGGGGAAAGUCGGAGAACAGGGCUUUCGAAGCAGUAAAAAACCUGCUCUCGAGCGAUAGCCUGCUCAUCCAAUAUCAUAACUCAUUGCCCCUAGUGCUGGUUUGUGAUGCCUCCCCUUACGGGGUGGGGGCUGUACUCAGCCACAGACUUCCAAACGGUACAGAAGCCCCUAUAGCCUUCUACUCUAGAACAAUGUCCUCCCCAGAGAGGAACUAUAGCCAAUUAGAUAAGGAAGCGCUAGCAAUUGUGUCAGGGGUAAAAAAAUUCCACGAAUAUGUUUUUGGGCGAGAUUUUGAAAUUGUGACUGACCACAGACCGCUGUUAGGAAUACUAGCCGGCGACCGCCCAACGCCUGUGGCACUUUCGCCACGUUUGACUCGAUGGACUAUUUUCUUAGCCGCUUAUUCUUACAAGCUACAGCAUCGACCAGGAAAAGAAGUGGGGCAUGCGGACGCGUUAAGCAGAUGCCCACUACCAGGGGCGAUCGAAGACCCCACUCCGGGGACGCCCAUCCUGCUUAUUGACUCUUUGGACUCUGGCCCAGUCACAUCUAAGGAAGUGGCUCGGGCAUCAUACCGGGACAUUAUGUUGAGGACUGUACUCGGUUGGGUACAAAGAGGGUGGCCCGCUGCGCCGGGCGAACGUUUUAAGGAAUUUGUUAAAAAACGUGAUGAGCUCUCGGCUCAAGGGGGGUGCCUGUUAUGGGGCGAUCGUGUGGUAAUUCCGGAUAAAUUAAGGGGAAAGGUACUGGACCUCCUCCACGAGGGUCACCCAGGGAUCGUAAGGAUGAAGGGACUAGCAAGAAGCUAUGUGUGGUGGCCACUCAUGGACUCAGAGAUUGCUGAGAGGGUAGGGAAGUGCCAGGCUUGCCAAGAGUCCAGACCUCUACCCCCAACGGCCCCAGUCAGGGAAUGGGAAAAACCCCAAGGGCCCUGGUCAAGAAUCCACAUUGACUUUGCUGGCCCUUUCCAUGGCCAAACUUUCCUAGUGGUUGUCGACGCAUUCUCUAAAUGGUUGGAGAUCAUAAUCAUGAAAUCCACUACGGCCGAGGCAGUAAUCGCAGCCCUGCGCCACCUAUUCGCAACCCACGGGUUGCCUGACACUCUGGUGUCCGACAACGGCCCGCAAUUCACGGCAGCACAGUUCGAAGAAUACUUGGCAGAGGAGGGCAUCCGACAUGCCCUCUCUGCGCCUUUCCACCCUGCGUCGAAUGGCCUUGCAGAGCGUUCCGUCCGGAGCGCUAAGGAGGCAUUGUCCAGGCUCAAGCCAGGUGACUGGCAAACAAAGAUAGAUUUCUUUCUGGCCGUUCAGCAUAGAACCCCAAGCACUGCUACUGGCAGAAGCCCAGCCGAAUUAUUGAUGGGACGG
Messenger RNA from Ahaetulla prasina, 2653 nucleotides. RefSeq lists its product as uncharacterized. Gene Ontology annotation, molecular function: nucleic acid binding. The annotation marks the transcript as partial. The transcript has a single exon. The record is from RefSeq and is a predicted model, not a curated record. NCBI's taxonomy places the organism in Eukaryota, Metazoa, Chordata, Lepidosauria, Squamata, Colubridae. Gene Ontology annotation, biological process: DNA integration.